Molecule: messenger RNA, 1065 nt
Organism: Arxiozyma heterogenica
Lineage: Eukaryota; Fungi; Ascomycota; Saccharomycetes; Saccharomycetales; Saccharomycetaceae
Gene: TES1
Product: palmitoyl-CoA hydrolase
Exons: 1
Coding region: 1-1065 (354 amino acids)
Biological process (GO): fatty acid catabolic process; acyl-CoA metabolic process
Cellular component (GO): peroxisomal matrix
Molecular function (GO): fatty acyl-CoA hydrolase activity
Source: RefSeq, a predicted model, not a curated record
AUGAAUAUCACUAAACUGAAAGACCUUUUGGAAUUAGUAGCUUUAUCAAGAACCAGUUUUAUUACCAAAAAUUAUCCAGUAGCACCUGUGGGUGCCAAGGGUACAUUUGGAGGCACUUUAGUGGCACAAUCUUUAUUAUCCUCAUUAAACACUGUACCUAAAGAUUUUAUUCCAAUAUCAUUGCACUGUUAUUUCAUAUAUGGCGGGAAUCCAAAUGAAAUGAUUCAAUAUGAUGUCAAAAGUUUGAGAAAUGGAAGAAACUUCAUUCAUAAACAGGUUGAUGCUUACCAAUUUAACAAAUUAAUAUUUUCGUCAAUGAUAUUAUUUUCUAGAGAUAAAAAUCCGAAAACGACCAUUGAGCAUCGUACUGAUGGUGAUAAUGAUAAUGAUGAUGACAAAGUUAAAUAUCAUAAAACAGUUAGUCAUAGAGUAACAAAUAAAAGACAAUUUCAAAAAGCCAGUGAAUUGUUUAAAAAAGAUAUUCUCAAUAAUGAAAUCAAUUUAAAAAAAUUCCAAAGAUUGAAUCAAAGGUUCAAUGACCCAACUUAUUUGAAAAAAGUUCAUGAAUCAUUUGAGAUGCAUCCAUUAGAAUAUAAGUUCCCAUUAGACAUAUUCAAACCUGAUAGGAAAGAAUAUUCUAAAUGCUUAGAAUAUUUUGUUAGAGUAAGAGAGGAUUCUAUAAAAAUUCCACCAUCUCCUAACCUACAUGUACAAGACCAUCCAGAAAAUGAACUAAUAACUCCCGAGAAUGACCCAAGAUACAAUUAUGUUGCAUUUGCAUACCUAUCAGACUCAUAUUUGCUACUGACCUUACCGUAUUUCCAUGGAUUACCAAUGUAUUCGCAUACAUUCAGUGUAUCCUUAGAUCACACAAUAUAUUUCCAUCAUUUACCAAAAGUCAAUGAUUGGUUAAGAUUGCAGUUACACAAUAUAAGAUCGGUAUCUGACCGCCAUUUAAUUCAAUGUGAACAUUAUGAUGCUCAAAGUGGCCAAAUUGUGGCGUCUGUCUCACAAGAGGGACUUGUUAUUUAUCCACCAGUGUCACAUAUUAAAGCACGUUUAUAA